Messenger RNA from Paramecium tetraurelia, 709 nucleotides. RefSeq lists its product as uncharacterized. Gene Ontology annotation, biological process: endoplasmic reticulum to Golgi vesicle-mediated transport. NCBI's taxonomy places the organism in Eukaryota, Ciliophora, Oligohymenophorea, Peniculida, Parameciidae. The transcript is spliced from 6 exons. Gene Ontology annotation, cellular component: membrane; trans-Golgi network. The record is from RefSeq and is a predicted model, not a curated record.
AUGGAAUUUGAAGUUUAAGAAAAUUAAGCCAAUAACUCCAUAUAAGGAAUAAUAAAUCUUUAGCCUUAGGUGAAUUAAGUGAACUAAGUCUAAGUAUAAUAGUAAGAAAUAUAAAUUAAACAAACUGACAUUCAAGUUUCUAGCACACUAGAAGAAAGCGUAGCAGUCACAUUACUUCGAGAUUUGAGAUAAAUAGGAAUAAAAUUGAGAUGCGUUUUGGUACCUACAAUGUCAACUGAUAAUGCUAGAGAACUCAGAAAUUGGGAUUUGUGGGGACCAUUAGUAUUUUGUUUGAUGCUUGCAUUAACCCUAAGUUUGAGCGGUAAUAAUGAUGAUGGCCCAGGAAUAUUUGCAACAAUAUUUGUACUUAUUUGGGUUGGAUCCUUUGUGGUUACUCUAAAUGCUUAAUUAUUGGGUGGAAAAGUAUCAUUUUUCCAAUCAGUUUGUGUUCUGGGAUAUUGUGUAUUUCCAAUAAAUUUAGGAGCAUUAUUUACUUUAUUCUUUUAGUUCUUUUAUUUGAAGAUGUUUUUGGUUAUUGGAUGUUUUCUAUGGUCCACUUACUCUGCGGUAGGAUUCAUGAAAUUAUUAAUUCCAGAAUAGAAAAGAAUAUUAGCACUUUACCCAGUGAUUUUAUUCUAUUUGUUUUUAAGUUGGUUUGCUCUGAUUGUUUGAAUAUCAUAUUUUAUAUUAAUUAAUAUAUUAUUUAUAA